CCUUUGCUGUUUCCUUUCAGCGAAAGUGAUGUCCUCUCCCCAGCCUGUCGGGGAGCGCUGCCUUCGUGUGAUUCACUCAGCGCCGACGCUGCUGGUGCUCUGGAUCUGGGAGGUGUGGACGCGCCGAGCUCUGGGAGGGAGGGAACUUUCGGCCCGUCUCCAGUGACACACACACACACACGGGCUCUCAGCGCAUCAAGGCGGCCUCCAAUUGGGAGCUUCAAAAUGGAACUGUCUCUGUUCACAAUCGGAGAUUGCAGUAACCCGGGGUAGGAAACCCCCUUCAGAAACAGCCGGGUCCACCCCACUCAGAUAUUCACUAUCAUCCCUUGGUGAUGCUGAAACAAAGGAAUUGCAUUUCUGAAGCACCUGUUUUUUCACCAGCCCAGCAAUGAACCCAAAACCCUUUCCUAGCCAUCAAACACUUCUUUUCCUAAAACGGUAGUCACCGCGGAAAUGCAGCUGCCGGAUUACGCACGGCAAGAUCCCACAAGUGGCAGUGUGAGGGCCACCAGCAGUCGUUUGCUCCCUGGGUCUGUGGCGUUCGGGAAAACUGGGAAUGCGGCCGGGAAACCUGCAGGAGAUCCAGGAUCAGGAGAGAGCAGCAGAAGGCAUUCCACCAUCUGAAACCAUACUGAAUGCCGGGCAGUGCAACAGGAUCUGGGAAAUACUUAAAAGCUUGUGAACCAGGGCCACAGCUCAGCAGGGGAUGGUUCCAGUCUGUCGCCAAUUUAAAUUUCAUUCUGGGAAUCUCUGGCUCCGAUAAAGUCCAACCCUUCAUCUCUCGAGAUUCAUCAAACUAUCUUUAACGAUCAUCCCUACCCUUUGUUCUCACUAUUCAAGAGCCGGUGUAUGUGUGUCAGAGGUUUGGGGAUGUUCCCCUGACAUCUGCUUUUGGACCUGUUUAAAUCCUUGUGCAGAGACUCAAGACUAAAAUUCUGGCUGACACUCUCAGUGUUGACCUGAGGGAGGGCUGCAUUAUUGGAGGGGGUCAGAUUCCAUUGUGGAGGGGUGAUCGUUGGGAAACUGCUACUUUUUAGCAGUCAGUGAUCAUAUUGGCUCUGUUCUGCCUGAACAGCCGUUCAGAGCAUAUGUCUGGCAGAGUAAACAGCUGGGACAGCAGCUGGAAUAGCAGCAGCAACACUGAGACAAACAGCUGCAAGAUGAACCACAGGAAUAGCUGAACACACCAAAUCUACUGCCUCUGUGUGCAAGUCCAGUCCAAUCAGAGACUGCCUUGAAUCACUCCCAGAAGAACUAAGAUUCCUUCCUCCCUAAGUGGGGUCCAGUUGGAGUGAUGCAUCUAUCAAGUCUGCUGCCCCUUCACACCCUCUAUGUGACCCUGUCUCUCUCUGCACAGCACUUCCCAUCCUGGGGACAUUAUGACCUGUGUAAGACCCGGGUCCACUGGGACCAGUGGAUGAGUUGGGAUUACAUGGCCUGCCAACCUGAGACCACCCUGCUCACCAGGUUCCUGAAGAUCAGUCUGGAUCCCCCAAACAGCACGUGUGGAGAGACCCCCGAGAUGUACUGCACUCUGGAGAACCCGUACAUGUGCAACAAUGAGUGUGAUGCUCACACGCCUGAGUUGGCCCACCCUCCUGAGCUGAUGCUGGAUGACGAAGGCAGGAUUCCCACCAGCUUUUGGCAAAGUGUGUCCUGGAGGAGCUUUCCCAAGCCCCUGGUGGUCAACAUCACCCUGUCCUGGGGGAAGAACAUCGAGCUGACCGAAGACAUCAUCAUCACCUUUGAAUCUGGCCGGCCGGAGCAGAUGGUCCUGGAGAAGUCCCUGGACCAUGGGCGGAGCUGGCAGCCCUAUCAGUUCUACGCAGCCGACUGCCUCAACUCCUUCGGGAUGGAGCCGAGAAAGGCCCGGGAUCUGAGGGCCGCCUCAGUGCUGGACAUCAUCUGCACCGAGGAGUACUCCAGGGGCUACGUGUGGAAGGUGGACAAGAUGGUCCGCUUCGAGAUCCAGGAGCGUCUGGCCCUGUUUGGGGGUCCCCGCUUUGGGGACAUGGCCUCACUGUAUGGCCAACUGGACACCACCAAGGAGCUGAGAGAUUUCUUCACCCUGACUGACCUGCGGCUCCGGCUGCUGCGGCCGGCCACUGGACCCACCAGCGUCGACCCCCACAAUCUCUCCAAGUACUUCUACGCCAUCUCCAACCUGGACAUCCGUGGCCGGUGCAAGUGUAACCUUCACGCCAACAACUGUGUCAUGAAGAAGGGGAAGCUGAGCUGUGAGUGUGAGCACAACACCACGGGGCCGGACUGUGGUCGAUGCAAGAAAGGUUUUCAUGGCCGACGAUGGAGAGCGGGCUCGUACCUCCCCAUCCCCAAAGGGACGGCCAAUGUCUGUCUCCCAAACACCCUUACCAGUGGCGGAGGAGUGUGCGAUAACUUGCUAACACGGUGUGAGAACGGAGGUGUGUGUGAGGAGAACGGGAGGUGCCGGUGCCCCGCUCCCUACACCGGGCUCCUGUGUGAGAAAGUCCAGUGCAGGAAGGGAGCGGAAGGCUGCGUCUCACAAUCGGCCCGGGAGCCCUCCUUGCACCGGGCGCUGCUCUCGCUGACCGCGCUGCUCACCGCCGCCCACGGCCGCCCGCUGCUCUGAGCCGCUUCCAGCGCCACCGGAAAGCUGAGGAGAGCGGCAGGACAGAUGCAGCGUUUACUGCGGCGCCGUUCAAACACGCUCCAACCUUCCCUCUCCCCCCAUCCCCCCGGAAAGGAAAACUGCAGCUGAGGUCUGAGCCCGCCCAGUCACCCAGGCCGACUGGAUUUCAAGAGGGAAUGGACAGUCAGUGGGGAAACUGGACUCUGUGUCUCUUCACGGGACUCAAGCAGCUCCUCAUAACUCAUCCUCUCAAUUUUCAGCCGCUCGGCCCGUCAAAAUUUGGGACAGAAUCUUUCCUCACCUCAGGACACUCUGAAGCGCUUUGGAGGAACUUUUUUUCCCCAACAAAGCGCAAUGUGACAAUGGGCAAAUGACCAGAUUUAUGACUGAGGGAUGAGUACUGAUCAGGGCGCAAGACUGAAACGUUCUUCUUCAUAAUAGAUGCGUAAUUGGAAUCUUUUACGAUGAAGCAAAUUGUCGGUUUAGUGUUUCAUCUGAAAAGACCACCUUAAUUGUUGCCACACAUAUUCCCUGCUCCUUCCCUUCAUGAAUCUGCCAUCCCUCCCCUCACUGUUUCUCUUUCCCUCACUCCCUUUCUCUUUGUGUACAAGUGAAGGAGUUCGCCAGAAGGUAAGUGGGGUGUCUCCAGCAGUUGGCGGCAUUUUUCCCACCGGAUCUUUUCCAGCCGGUUUACAGAUUCCGGGAAUCAGUGGAACGGAGAUCGCUCUUCCGCAGUGUAGUUGUUGACGAGGGGGGUACAAAAUAAGCUCCACUGCUCCUUCCGACCAUGUGGCACAAGAUGAAAAAAUAAAAUAUGCAGGGGCCAACCUUGAUGUUUGCUGUGCACUGACGCAUCGGCUACUUUGCACAAAGUACACUUGUGAGGUAUUUGUGAGUUAUUGCUGUGACACCCCAUUCCAUGCAAGGAGAUCACUUCGUGUCAUAGUCAUAGAAAUGUGCAGCAUGGAAACAGACCGUUCGGUCCAACCCAUCCAUGCCAACCCAAACUAGUCC
This is a messenger RNA of Chiloscyllium plagiosum (whitespotted bambooshark), 3628 nucleotides long. The record is from RefSeq and is a predicted model, not a curated record. Lineage: Eukaryota; Metazoa; Chordata; Chondrichthyes; Orectolobiformes; Hemiscylliidae.